AUGGGCGGAAGCGGAAAACGGAUGAGGAUGUACGCCGAAUUGUUUGCUAAGGAUACUGGCCUGCAAUUGUCCGGCAAUCUGAGCAAAAGCGAUCGAUAUGUGAUGUACAAAACAGGUCAAGUGCUUUGGGUUAAUCACGGCAUCGGCGUGCCAUCACUAAGCAUUGUGCUCGUGGAACUGAUCAAACUGUUGCACUAUGCGAAAGCUCGCGAUGUGGUUGCGAUUAGAAUGGGCACUUCCGGUGGCCUAGGCGUACAGCCCGGCACAUUGCUCAUUUCAAGUGGAUGCCUCAAUGGUGAACUACUGGAAGGCUAUACGCAGUGGAUCAUGGGCAAAAAGGCUUCUGUUCUUGAUGCAGCGGUGAGAAAGCAAUUACAUCGUGUUGCUGAAGAGUUGAAAUUAGCUGCUGAAGUUGGAAAAACUUUUUGUGCGGACGACUUUUAUGAAGGGCAAGCGAGAAUGGACGGAGCAUUUUGCGAAUACACAGCAGAACAGAAGACAGCAUUCCUCAGUAAAUUAUACGACAUGGGAGUAAGAAACCUCGAAAUGGAAUCGACAUGUUUUGUAGCAAUGUCAAAUCGCGCCAAUAUUCGA
Messenger RNA from Gongylonema pulchrum, 594 nucleotides. The record is from the annotation of a GenBank genome assembly. NCBI's taxonomy places the organism in Eukaryota, Metazoa, Nematoda, Chromadorea, Rhabditida, Gongylonematidae.